UUUCCCACUCUACAGAGGAUGGGGUCGGCUGAUGAAUAGGUCGGGAGCAAGUCACAUCUUCCUUCAAAGCCUGGUAAUAUUUAUGUAGGCAAAAGAGAGAGAGAGAGAUCGAAAAGAGAGGGAGAGAGAGAGGGAGAGAGAGAGAGGGAGAGGGGGAGAGAGAGAAAGAGAGAGAGAAGAAACGGGAGGAGGGGAUAAGGAAAUUAAACCUUUAAGUCAAUGCAUAUUGUGGUGACACUGGCACAGGAGCCCUCACGGUGGAGUCGGCCAGGGCUGUGCGUUCCCAAAAUAUGACCAGGGGUGCUUGGAUGUGUCGGCAGUAUGACGACGGCUUAAAAAUCUGGUUGGCAGCACCCCGGGAGAACGAGAAACCGUUCAUCGAUUCAGAGAGGGCUCAGAAAUGGCGACUGUCUCUGGCAUCUCUCUUGUUUUUCACAGUCCUGCUCUCUGAUCACUUGUGGUUCUGCGCCGAGGCCAAACUGACCCGCACCCGGGACAAGGAGCAGCAGCGGCAGCAGCAGCAGCAGCAGCAGCGACAGCGGCAGCAGCAUCAGCAGCAGCAGCGGCAGCGGCAGCAGGAGCCCUCCUGGCCCGCGCUCCUGGCGAGCAUGGGGGAGUCCUCGCCCGCCGCCCAGGCACACAGACUCCUCUCCGCCUCCUCGUCCCCCACCCUGCCCCCCUCCCCGGCAGACGGCGGCGGCGGCGGCGGCGGCAAGGGCAACCGAGGCAAAAACAACCGGAGCAAGGCUCUUUUUCUAGGAAACUCUGCCAAACCUGUGUGGCGCCUGGAGACUUGUUACCCCCAGGGCGCCUCCUCGGGCCAGUGCUUCACCGUGGAGAAUGCGGACGCCGUGUGCGCCAGGAACUGGAGUCGGGGGGUGGCCGCCGGGGGGGAGGAGCAGGAGGUGAGGAGCAAGCACCCCACUCCGCUCUGGAACUUGUCGGAUUUUUACCUUUCGUUUUGUAAUUCCUACACACUUUGGGAGUUGUUCUCGGGGUUGUCCAGUCCCAACACUUUGAACUGUAGUUUGGAUGUGGUGCUCAAGGAAGGCGGUGAGAUGACCACUUGCAGGCAGUGCGUCGAGGCUUACCAAGACUAUGACCACCAUGCUCAGGAGAAAUACGAAGAGUUUGAAAGUGUGCUCCAUAAAUAUUUACAAUCGGAGGAGUACUCGGUGAAAUCCUGUCCUGAAGACUGUAAGAUUGUCUACAAAGCCUGGCUCUGUUCCCAGUAUUUUGAAGUCACACAAUUUAACUGCAGAAAGACAAUUCCAUGCAAGCAAUACUGUUUGGAGGUUCAGACGAGGUGUCCGUUUAUAUUGCCCGACAACGAUGAAGUCAUCUACGGAGGCCUCUCCAGCUUCAUCUGCACAGGGCUCUAUGAAACCUUUCUAACCAAUGAUGAACCAGAAUGCUGUGACGUCAGGAGAGAGGAGCGAUCAAGGAGCCCAUCCAGAGGGACGGUAGAGAAAAGUGACUCCUGUCACAGGACAUCGCUCACAGUGUCAUCAGCAACAAGACUGUGCAACAGCAGACUCAAACUGUGUGUUCUCGUACUCAUUCUCUUACACACAGUGCUCACAGCCUCAGCAGCACAGAACACAACGGGACUGGGCUUGGGAGGCAUCAACACGCUGGAAGAAAACUCAACCAAUGAGGAAUAACGAAAGGCUCCAGCGUCCCGGAGCAGCGGCUGGCCCACCGUGAAAAACGCAACUGCUGUCCAACGUCACAGAAACUGGGUGCUUUUACCCUCUAAUUACUUCUUGCAAGGCCUUUAGGGUAAAAUUAAAAAAAAAAAAUAAAAGAUGGGCCUGAAUCCAAACGAGGACACCACCACAGCUUUUUAUUGACUAAAAGGCUGUCAAGUGACUUUAAAUUUCUCACACCAUUUUAUACACUGUGUUUUAAUGUUUGGAGGUUUUAUUUGCUUUCGUUUUGGUUUGGGUUUAUUUGUCCGUUUAUUUUUUGCACUUGUUAAUACAGGAUUUAUUUUUCGGGAUGGUUUCUCAGAGGUAAACUAAGUCUUUUCACUGUCUCUCUCUAUAUAUAUAUUUCUAGUCAUUGUGUGUGUUCAUCAGAUAGUUCUGUCUUUACGUCCUGUCAGUUUCUAUUAGAGGAAUGAUUGCUAUGACCUCAUGGUAUAGCAAAAAACAACAACAAAAAAAUAAAUAAAAACUAAAAAAAGACAAAAAAAAGAAAACAACAAAAAAUAAAAAUAAAAAAAAUUCCCUAAGCCUCCCUUCUACCCAUGGAACCCACGCCCUUCCCGGCCCUUCCUCCCCGGCCCUCUUCUCGUCCCCUAAGCAGACAACAUCCGCUUGCUUCUGUCUGUGUAGCCACAGUGAACGGGUGUGCACGCUCGUGGGCCUCCGAGCCACUGUCGCACAAACCCAAAACAGAGCGGAGCCAAGGGGGCCUGGCGGGGGUUCCUUUUUCGCUGAACAAACAAGUGCUCUCCAUAAUAGGUGGAAUCAGACAGUUAACACAUUUUUAUGUUGAAAACAAAAUAAAAGGCAAAAAAAAAAAAAAAAGCUAUCAUGAACUGUGUUGCUCCAGUUCCCAUUCCCAAGCGGUGCAGUCCUUUCUUGCUGGUCGGUCGGACAGGAGUAGCCAUCUAGAGUCAGGCCGUGGGGAGCGAGGGAGUCUUUCCUUGAAGGUGGAGGUGGGCUUUCAUCGUGAUUUAAGUUCUGUCGCAGUAAUAUACAAGCACAUUUUGGCCAUCGUAACGGGAACAAAGAGAUUGCAGACACAAAUCUGAACUUCUUUUCCUCCUUUAUUGUUGUGGAAGAGAUUCUAGAAAUGCUCAAACACCUGCAGUAUACAGAAUAUAUACAAUUCUAUUCCAGUUAUUUCCCUAACAUACGGUUUAAAAUUAUUCCAGGUAUAAAGCGUAUGCGAUUGUGCAUUAUCACAGAGGAACAACUUCUUUUUUAAAAAAUAAAUAGGUCAGCCAUUUUUAUUAAAGUGCAAAAACGUUAUCCCUCUAACAUGCUCUAGGUAGUUGAAGAAAAGAGAAGUCUGAUCACUCUGUUUGUAUUUUUUUUUCUUCGUGGGAACAUUUCAUCUGCUGAGUGUUUAUGAAUUUGCUUUCUAAAAAAGGCUUUUAUGAGUUUACAGUAGUAUCAGUGGAAGGAAGAGUUAAUAAGGGCUGUUUUUAAAAAAACAAACAAAACAAAUAAUUAAAAAAACAUUUUACAUUCCUUCCUGUUCUCUAACUACACUUGGGAAGUGCACUUCAGAUAAGUUUGUGGUGUGACUGAGAGAUGAAGGAAAUCCAUAGAAAAGGUCCUCUUAGCGAACAAAAUUUAGUUAUUAACUUUAUAGCUAUGAAAUUGCCCCAGGCAUUUGUUUUUGUUCCAACAGAUUUUAACCUCUGCAUCAUACUUAACCCUGCGACAUGCGUACAGUAUGCAUAUUUUGUUUUGAAUAAAAAAAUGUUUUGUUCCAGUCUGUUAAGAAUAUUCAAAAAAUAAUAAAGGUAUUGCUUAAUAAAAUUGCUAGAAUUGUUUAGCAGUA
Molecule: messenger RNA, 3519 nt
Organism: Propithecus coquereli (Coquerel's sifaka)
Lineage: Eukaryota; Metazoa; Chordata; Mammalia; Primates; Indriidae
Gene: NALF1
Product: family with sequence similarity 155, member A
Exons: 3
Coding region: 291-1664 (457 amino acids)
Biological process (GO): calcium ion import across plasma membrane
Cellular component (GO): plasma membrane
Molecular function (GO): stretch-activated, monoatomic cation-selective, calcium channel activity
Source: RefSeq, a predicted model, not a curated record